Phlebotomus argentipes is the source of this 1353-nucleotide messenger RNA. RefSeq lists its product as uncharacterized. The coding region runs from base 39 to 533 and encodes 164 amino acids. The record is from RefSeq and is a predicted model, not a curated record. The transcript is spliced from 2 exons. Lineage: Eukaryota; Metazoa; Arthropoda; Insecta; Diptera; Psychodidae.
AAAACUCUAUUUAGACGACCACAGCUGGAUCGUGGAAAAUGAAUUUUGUUAGUUUUCUUGGAAUAUCAAUAAAUUUAUCAAUCGUGACCAUUUGUAUAUAUUGUGAACAUACAGUGAAAAAUUGCAGUACCUCCGAUUUGGACAACGAUUGUCCAAUUAAUUCAAGAUGUUUACAGACACUUAUGGAGUCCACCGUUGGCAAGUGCGAGUGCUCAGAAACGGACAAUUACCAGUUUAACGCCAUGUACGAGAGCGAGGCGGAGUACUGCGUGCAGCGGCGACCGGGGACCGCGAAAGCCGACACUGUGCAGGUCAUCCUGCGCCGCCCGCCGAGCUCCCAUCACAUCGUUGGCGGCAUUUUGAUACCCAUUCUCGUGGUAUUGAUAAUCGUGGGUGUCGUGUAUGGCACGGUGCGCUACCGCGUGGCACAACGCAUUCGCGAGGCCGUGGUGUCGCGCUUCUUUGUGCGCCAUCGACCCUCGUAUCAGGACGUGAUGAUGGGCACGGACUUUGACGAUCCGCCCCUCAUUUAAUGGGGCGCCCUUUCCUCUUUUUCAUCAACUAUUUCACGUCUCCAUCACUUCUAGAAGUUGAUAACCAUGUUUUGCUAUCUGUGCCAUCGAUGGCGAGAAGAUCGCCGGUGAGAAUUUUCGGAAAUCCACUCAGAAGUGCUUCACAGGGCGCCUCUGGCAAAAUCGAACUCCCCAAAUUUCAACACUAUCGAAGUCCUCUAUUUACUAAUAUUUACAAUAGCGAUAAGUGAAUCAGCGUAAUACAAUUCAUACUACGUAAAGUAUAAGUAACAUUCGCGAGAGUCUUCAAUUCCCCAGCCCAAGUCACGUUUAAUUCAUCAGAGCAAUACAUAUGUAUAUCCUUGAAAAGCUGCCCACACAUAUCACACAAAAACGCAUACAAUAGACACACUUAAGUGGAAAAUAAUUCAGCUAAAUUAUUCCCGUAUCCAAAUUAACAUAUCUAAGUGAAAACCAAUUAACUUCCCUCUGCGGGCUGAUUUCCACUGGAAAAGCGGCCCCAUUCUAGGCGUUUUCCCCGGUGUAUUUUUGGAAGCAAAAUUAUAUCGGGCUUGCGUAUCAGACAGUACCUUAUCGUCCGCAAUUUACAACCAAUAUAUAUUUCAUGAAAAUGAGAGUGCAAGAUAAAGACACUUCACAUGUCCCUCGUUGUCGCCAAAGAUUUACCGUUUAUCUUUUUUUACACUUCCCUUUUCACAGCAAGACCAUUUGAGAAAGAAAAUCGAAAUACACACACCCUGUGAAUUUAUUGGAAAGAAUAUUUUAUAUGUUUAUUUCCGACUGAUAUUUGUAAAUAUAUUCUGUGAUACCACAAAAUAAA